This is a messenger RNA of Daphnia pulicaria, 610 nucleotides long. It is a transcript of the gene PolE4, whose product is annotated as DNA polymerase epsilon subunit 4-like. Lineage: Eukaryota; Metazoa; Arthropoda; Branchiopoda; Diplostraca; Daphniidae. Gene Ontology annotation, cellular component: epsilon DNA polymerase complex; nucleus. Bases 132 to 509 code for a protein of 125 amino acids. The transcript is spliced from 3 exons. The record is from RefSeq and is a predicted model, not a curated record. Gene Ontology annotation, molecular function: protein heterodimerization activity.
UGUUCACUUCUCAAAGUCAUAUUGGUUCAUCCAAUCAGCCACAGUGGCGCGAAAACAUUUGUCGUAUUGUCGACACUUUGUAGUCUGCUAGUCCAUCAUUGUCGUCGUAUUUCUUGAAGAUUUACACCAUAAUGGACCAAAUGGAAGAAAAUGAAAUUGAAUUGGAGACUGUUGUGAUAGAUGACACUGCUGAUGAAAGCCUACCUUUGUCAACCGAGAAAAUCAACACUAUCAACGUUGAAGAAACCAACAAAGUUGAAAAAAUUGUGAGGUUCCCUAUUACACGUAUCAAACAUCUUGUGAAAAUGGAUCCAGAUGUAAAUCUCUGUAGUCAAGAGGCCUUAUUUCUAAUUACAAAAACUACGGAAUUCUUUGUUGAAUGCUUAUCAAAAGAAGCUUAUUCUUACACCUCACAGUCCAAAAAGAAAACCGUCCAAAAACGAGACGUGGAACGAGCAAUUGAUGCAGUGGAUGCCCUAGCAUUUCUGGAGGGUAUUUUGGAUUCAUAGAAUACAUGUAAUGGUAUUCCCUAAAUUCCAUUACACACAUUACUCAUAAUUUUUUGAAAAUCAAAUUGUAAUCAAUGAAGAUACAAUAUUUUCAUUUGUAA